CCUAUCGAUUUCCUUAUCUUGCGUAUAAUUUGCGAAAGGGCGGAUGUGCUCCUCUGCACUGCCAACAAAGCAUUCUUGCCCAAAAAGCCAUGGUGAGGUUCCCUUUGGUAUAACCCUCUCUCAGGGAACAUCCCUUCGCCUCUUGCGACCGUGUGUCCCUCCCGUCCUCGCGCUCUCAAAUCCGCCAACCUCGUCACCACCAACGCUACGUCCCUCGUUACUCGAACAUAGCUCGCUCGCUGCCCCUACUGCUGCUUUCUCUUGCCUCCUCAACACACAAGUCGCCCGUCUGGCUCCAGUCUGCUACAUUCUCCUCCGGAGGCUACUCGCUUUCACAGCAGCAGCAGCAGCAGCAGCAGGAAACAUAUAACAUGCAGUGGUGGAGGAGACAGAGUAGUGAUAACUAAAAGCUAGGCUGAGCACACGAGGAGGACCACACGAUAAUUAUUAGCUGGUGCACUUUUUCACCUCCACACGUUUUCUCCCAGGGUGGAGUGGCUUGCCCUCGAAGGAACGAAAACCUUCCUCCUCCCUUCAACUCCAUCGCCAGUGUCGCAGGGUGAGAGUUCCCGAGAAUAAAAAAUUCUUCGUCAGCAUGAAGUCGCAGCAACCCUUCGUUCGAGCUGGAAAAUAUUAAAGUUUUCACUUUUCUCCUCGUCAAAGUAACCGCCCCACAUUCCGCAACUCCGCCAACGUCCCACAUCAGUAACGACAAGGUGUCAUCCGAAAUUCAAAAAUUGCCCCAUGCUCAACCUUCGCACAUGUACAUCUAUCAUCAUCUGCAGUGAUCCCCACCCGUGAAUAAAUCCUAUUGCUACUACAAUUCCCAGCAGUAAAUUUGAGCAUUAUUAUUGUUGAGUCAUUCAUGGAAUCUGGGAUCAACCUGCCCAGCAACAACAACGGCUCCUACCACAUUUCGACACUACACCGCCCAUCAAAUUCACCCAGAGUUUGGUGACCUAAGAAGAAGAUAAGCGUUUGUUUGUCGAACUUGGUGAAAGUGUGACUUGAAGGAGAGAAAGUGUGCGGGAGAAGAGUGAGUAAGAGAGAGAGCGAAAAAGAGAGAGAGAAGAAGAACGUGAGAGAGAGGGAUUUCCCUUUGCAGGAAACCUGGAUUCGCUAGCAACGAAUUUGAAAUCUACUUUUAAGGGCUUGCUUCCGUGUUCCGUUUCUGGGCUGACUCCAGAAAAUUUUCCAACCUGGAGUCUAUUUUGAAGGUACGGAAUCGUCAAUUACGUGAAGCGUCAGAACAAAGGAAAGAACUCGAGAGACAGCAUGCCGAAGCUUUGGCUCAAUUACGAGAAAAGAAGGAGGAGGUCAGCCGACUUAGCUUUUUCGGAGAAAGUGACAAAAAGAAGUCCGCAGACUUUGUUGAAGCACUGCAGUCCAAAAUCCGAGAGUUGGAGAAGAAGACGGAGCUCCAAAAUGUUCGUCAUGAGGAGUUGAUGUUGGAGCUGACGGCUCUGAAAAGGUCGCAUCAGUCUGCCCGUGCCUCAUCCUCUCGCCAUUCCUCCCUCGGUCAGAGUCCACCCGACUCGCCCCUUUGCUCAACUCCAGACUCGGUUUUGAGUCGAGGAGAGAGUACUACGGCACUUUCCCAACUUUCCACUCCUGUAGUUCCUUCACUGGAUGAACAACAACAGCACACCCUGUAUCAGUCAUCGGGAACAUACUCAAGAGGUGUCUCUCACCACUCGCUUCCGCGGACCUAUAAGUCCUCCUCCUUCUCUCCUCUGAGACACGGGAGGAAGCGACUUCGGCGGAGCACUUCCGUGACCGAUCUGACCCAGGGUGGUGGUGGUGUCCUCCUCCAACAACCCGGCGGCGUGAACCCCAACGUGCAAAAACCCAGAGCCACCCUCCUCUCUCAAAAGUCUCUCCAGUUUGAUGACCCUAUCGCUUCAAACCAUCAAAUUGAACGUAUCAUAUUCAAAAUUCAACAGGAUAACAAGAUUUUAGCUGAAUUAGAUAAGAAUGCUGUUUGUGGCUCUCGUUUUAGCACCCAUCCGCAUCCGCCGAAAGGCCACAUGCCAGCACCUCAUAGACGAAUUUUACCCAAAAAACCGACAUCGUCCAAAUACCACGUUCCAAAAAUCACAAUCGAUCACAUUGAUGAACCAGAAAUUUCAGGCAGUACUUCACGGGACUUGUCUGGAAUAUAUGAUCACCACCACAGCGGGAUGCACCCUCAAGGCACCUCUUCGACAAUGCAGACUCUCCACGGAAUGGGAGGAAUGCCCCAAUUUCAACCAAUUGCCACCGUUCUGCCCACAAAUUUCUUCUCCGUUGUUCCUGCCGGAACCGUUUUCCACUCUCAGGGACCAACAACAACAUUACAACAAACGGCCAAUCAGCAGCAACAACAUCAACACCACCUUCAGCAUUCCAGUGGGAUGAUGCACCAUCAUUCGAUGCAACCACAGUCCAUCACCAUUCCGACCAUCAUUACCACCGCUCAUGUCGACAGUAAAACUGGGGGCAUGGGUGUGUCACAUCAUCAGCAGCAGAUACUCAAUGGAACUAAGCAGCAGCAGCAACAGCAUCAACAGCACCAACAUCAAAUGCAGAUCCAGCACCAACUCCAACAUCAAGCGACGAAAGGGGCCGAAAUGCUAGACGUACCUGGAAAAGGACGAUGCUUUGUUUACAGCGUUAGAUACUCGUACGACCCAUUUCAUCAGUCACCCAACGAGAAUCCCGAGGCGGAAUUGAGUCUGAAUGCCGGAGAUUAUGUCCUAGUCUGGGGAACUAUGGAUGAGGACGGAUUUUUGGAUGGAGAGCUUCUUGACGGGAGACGGGGGCUGGUUCCUUCGAAUUAUGUUGAGAGGCUGGUGGGCGAUGAUUUGCUCGAGUUUCAUCAACAGGUCGUUCUCGGGAUUAAGGAUUCGGAGGACUGCUUUUCGACAUCCCUCUUGGACUUUGAGUAUGCGAGAGACGUGGCGGAUGAGGAGUCACAGCGUCUCAUCAUAGCAAAAAACAAGAAUCGCAUUCAGAGAACCUUGCCCCCUUUGAUGUUGAAUCAGGAAGAAGCUUUCAGGAGACAAGAAGAACUGAUGCAUAGAAGACAAGAGGAGUUUGGGUACCUGGACCUGGAAGAUUUAAUAGAUGACGAUGGCGACCCUGAAAAACAAGAUGUGUUCUUCUCCGUGUUAGUACCUCCACCCAUCCACUUAGUUCUACAACGACAACUCAACAAAAGCAUACUCAUCGGUUGGAACUCACCCGACUGCCCUCCCGGAACCAUUGAUACUUAUCAAGUCUUUGUUAACGGGCUUCUUCGGUGCACUAUCAAGGCGAAUGAGAGGACAAGGGCGUUGGUUGAGGGGGUUGAUUGCAAUCGGCCUCAUCGAAUCAGCGUCCGUGCCGUGACUCCCAAUCGUCGCACAUCCAGAGAUGCAGCCUGCACAAUGGUGAUUGGAAAGGACGCACCACUUUCUCCCUCCUGCAUCAGGGCUACCAGUGUCACGAGUACAUCCUCCGUUAUAUCCUGGCUCCCCGCAAACAGCAAUUAUCAACAUGUCGUUUGUGUUAAUAAUGUCGAAGUAAGGACUGUAAAACCUGGAAUUUACCGACAUACCAUUACCGGACUUACGCCAAAUACAACAUACCGAGUCACAGUUCGUUCCAAGAACAUUAAAGCUCCCCACUUUGAUGAAAAGGGGAGCAAGCAGAUGGAAAAGCUGUCAGCACACACCGAGUUCAAAACACUUCCAAAAGGGUGUGUAGGAUGUCUGCCUGAUCCCCCCAUCGACGUACAAGUGGAACCGGGUCCUCAAGACAAUACAAUAUUAGUGACAUGGCAUCCUGUCGCUGCUGCCACUUCGAACGGAGCAAUUGUCACCGGAUACGCUGUGUUUGCUGAUGGCAGGAAAAUUUUAGAAAUUGAUAGCCCUUCUGGAGAUCAUGCUCUACUGGACCUGAACAGAUUUCAAGGAAUGAUCCCUCGACAAGUCACCGUGCGUACCAAGUCUCGUGAUAUCCUCUCUUCAGAUAGUGUCCCAAUUCCAAUUCCUGCUCAAGUGUUACGACUCAAAAGGCAUAAUAUUCCACAACAGAACAAUUUGCCACCACGCCGAGGGGCAGGAGGGGCCAGACACCCGUCCAUGAUGGAAGGCGAAGAAAGUUUUAGCGAUCGCGAAGUAGCUGGUUUCCACAUGCCCAUUCCCUCGAUAGGCAGUCUAAAUAUCAAAAAUAGGCUGAAAAACAGCUUCAACCUCAUGCGUACCAAUGAAAUUCCUCCAGAAAUACCAAAAGACACGGAUCGACAUGGCAGACCAUUAAAUCCAAACCAAAGAGUAGACUAUGGAAUUAGAGGCCCUCCACCACCUGGCCCUUCUGAUCCGCGAGGGCGUGGACCAGGUGGUGGCCCCAUGUCGUCAGAUCGGCCUAGAGGAGGAGGAGGUGGUUACCUUCCCCAACAACAACACCCCCAACAACCUCCACACAUGCGACAAGACCCAAGGUCCACACAGCCCCCUCAAGAUUAUUACAGUAGAAGACCCCCCAGACCAGGCCCCCGUCCUCCGGCUGAUGUCAGACACAGGCUUUUUGUAGCUCUGUUUGACUAUGAUCCACCAACAAUGUCCCCGAAUCCUGACGCCUGCGAAGAGGAACUUCCCUUCAGGGAAGGCCAGCUUAUUAAGAUUUAUGGGGAGAAGGACCCAGAUGGUUUUUACUGGGGCGAAGCUGGAGGUCGGAGGGGCUUCGUUCCGUGUAAUAUGGUAUCAGAAGUUCAACCGGAUGAUGAACGCGUCGCACAAGAACUGCUCAAUCAGGAAAGUGGAGAACCUUUGGCGAGUGGGAGGGAGAGGCGGGCAAUGGGAAGAGAUCGAUGGGGAGAUAUCUACGCCAGUGUGCCAGUUAAAAUUAUGGUAGCGCUAUACGACUACGAUCCACAGGAGCUCUCUCCUAAUGUAGAUUCAGAGGUGGAAUUAUCAUUCCAAACGGGUGAUAUUAUAAAAGUAUUCGGUGAAAUGGAUGACGACGGCUUCUUCAUGGGGGAGCUUAACGGUGUUCGUGGGUUGGUCCCGUCCAAUUUCCUCGCGGAAGCUCCACCAGAAUAUGGAGGAGACGGUCGUGGGGGAAGGCAGCUACAACAACAGCGGGGUGGUCCACCGCCCCCACAUGGUCCACAAGAUCAUAGACGACCGUCUGGUCCAGGUCCAGGGGCGAGGGGACCACCUCCACCGCCUCGUGAAGCCCAGAUGAUGGGCCAGGGUCGCGGAGGGCCGAGGAAAGACGCCUCUUAUCCUCACUCGGAGAGGAACAAUUUCGACGGGGUGGCGCGGAGAGGUGGUAGAGGCGGCGGUGGGAGCAGUACCGGACCUCCAGCCGGACUCGGACGAGGUGGGGGUGCCCAGGGGCCUCAGAACCAACAGCAGCAACUCCUUCAAAGAAACGCACGUGGUGGUCUUCCAGAAUUCAGUCCAACCAUGAUGGAGCCUUCCGGCUCGUAUUCCACCGGCGGCGGAAAGGUUACGGCCACCACCGUGAUGACCAGUAACGCGGGUGCCACAGGUGCCGGAACAAGUGCCAAUCCUAUCACUAGCAAACUCCCGGGAGUACUCACUGACGCUCCUGGCUCUCUCAUGCAAAAGUUCUCCGACUUCACCCACAGCGCAAUUGGUGGGGGUUCUGGCGAAGGGGGUGCGUCUGAAGGCUCUAUUCUUUCCAAAGGGAAGGAUUUAAUCUUUAAGAGAUUUGGUCUAUGAGACAUUUCAUUAAUGUGUGUUUUUCCCUUCGUGUCUCACACUUUUCGACUGUUUUACUACUAAAACUAUUACUACUCGUACGUAAGUAGAACUCGAAAUGUAGAACAGUAGAUCUAGAUCUAUGUACGACUACUACUCGUUGUCUCUUUAUGGACCGUUGUCACUCUAGUUGUACGAUAUAUAGCUUGUCAAGAAAACUGUUACUGAAGUUUCUGCCGCCCAACUGGCUCUCUCACUCUGUAUCUAUUUAUCCAUCUUGCUUCUUAUCGGAGGGUCAUCAUUUUAACGUCGUCGAGACAUUACGUCAGCUAUCACUGCAUUUACUAAAACAAAAAAGCCUGCCACUACUAACUUUACUAUUUGAAACGCAACUUCUACUACCCCUAAAAAACUCGUACUAAAUACUACCUACCUUAGUAUUUACAUACAUUCAUGAGAGCGUCAGGUGGACUCAUCACUCAGAAAUAUCCAAAUUCUCAUUCUUCUCGGUCCAGUAAACGUGUUCUUCAUCACUUCAUCUGCUACUAGAAAAAAGAAAGUCAAUGUAAUCGUCGUAUGUUUCUCCCCCCAUCAAAAUCACCAUCAUCGCCGUCUUUGUGUCCACAGAGAAAGUCAAAUCAUGGACAGCAGAACAACUAAAACUCGCAAGAAAAUAACCCACAAAUUCAUUCCGUACUCCUUCUUCAUUACAUUAUCAUCAGUUCCAGAUCGUCACAUAAAAGACUAUAUUUUGUCAAAUUACUACCACAAUAAGUUGCAUCAUAAUAAUCAUCAUCCGAUCGUUUCGGGGAGGUGACGUGGUCAGAGUAUGCAGGAAAGCAAUUAUACUUGAAGCACAAAAAUACUAGAUGAAUGUAAAUACUUUUUGUAUACCUAGAAUUUGUAUAUUUAAUUCAUGAACAUGAUGUUAUUAUGGAGCAUACGUAUUAGAGUUAUUUAAGAAAUAGAGUCAUUAUUGUUAUAUUUUUUUCUACAUUCAAAACCUUUAUGAUUUGUGAAGCCUCACUGCCUUUUCCAUGACAUGAACAACAAUGAUGAUACAAAUGUAGGGGACGAGAAGAGAAGUUUGAAAUUUGAUCAUCGUCGUAGUAGUAUAAUUAUAAUAAUAACGAGAAAUUAAUUAUCCUACACUUGGUGAAUAGAAUAUUCCGUUGACAUAUCAUUUAUCAGUCAAAAGAUGCAAAUUACUACUACUCCUCCAGUUCAGUAGCACACGUACGUUUCAACGGAUUUGACAUUGACAGCUUUCAAAAAGUAUAUUGAGCCGAAAUAGACUGAAGGUGGGCAAACAAACACACAAAUAAACAACACACGCACAGCCAUAAUUGUCGUCUUUAGUGACGGAUGAUUGUGAUGAUGAUGAUGAUAUGAUCAAAGUAAAUCAAUCUUCUCAAAACAGGACAACGUCGUAUCAUUCUUUCUCGUGUCCUCCUCACAAUUUCGCGUUCAAUUGUAAUCAGAGUCGUAUAUUUUUUAUUUUUUAUUUUCAUGUUCUUGGUGCAAAACUUCCAAUAAGAGAAUUUGAAAUACCUCACCCGUCGUGCUCUUGGCUUAACAAUUCUCAUCAAUAAUAACUAAUUCUUUAGCAGCCUUCAUUAGAAUUGUACUGGUACAAUUUCUUGUAAAUUUACGAAACACUCUAAAUACACGUGCUAGCGUAAAAAAUAUAGUGUGUAGUUCAUUGUACGCAACAAAAACCAUGCACUUUAUUAUCAUCAACUGACUUUGACCACUUAUUCACUAAUAACUGCACUGCAAUUUCGAUCUAAUAACUGAUCUAAUAACCCCUCGUAAUUAGAAAAUAAUAAGAAUAAUAACACAAUUAACACUCGCACACUCGACUACUGUACUACUCCUCACUCCACUGCAGGUUGAAACCAAUUGCAAUUAACCAGAAAGACAUUUCAAGUACUGACCGUACUUUACUACAUAUUUUAAUUAAAUGCAAACGUACAAUAUGAAAUAGGUAAUUUUACAAAACUACUUGUUAGAUGACGAAUAACCGCGUCACGCCAAGUUGGGUGGCGUCGUUUAAUAACAAAGAUUUACUAGCGAAUUCUAUGCAAACCAGCUUGAUUAUUUUCAUGUAUUUUGGUGGAAUAAGUCCAAUACGAAGUUAUUGAAUACUGCUCAUAACAUUAUUAUACUUACUUACGUAUUAUGUAUCCUCUCUUGUGUAGUAGAUGUGCCAUUUUACCGUGGGAAGGGAAGAAAUUAUAUGUAUCAAUUGAAAAUACGAGCAUUUUUUGUGAUGAAAAAUAGAUUUUUCCUAAAAAAUGUUAAGAUUACCUUCUUAUUUUAAUAGUUUACAAAUGUAUGUACGUAUUUAGUAGUAAUUAAUUUGUGUAUAGAGAGCAACAUAUAAUUUCACCAAUAAUUUUAGGGUGACGAUGAUUUGCUAUGUGAUCUAAUCUACUUGUGUAGCUAUGCAUUUUUUGUUCAGUAAAACCAGGUGUGAAAAGUUAUCGGCUAGAAAAAUAAAUUAGUAGAGAGGAAGAAUUGCAAUCAUUAGUGGUUAUAGUUGUUGUUGUAUUACAGAACAUGUGCCCCAUUUACAUAACCAAACUGUGUGCUGAUCCCACAAUAUGAUCAAAAAAUGAAUAACAAAUACUAAUUAAGUGUGUGUUACAUACAUAAUUUACCUUGAGUACAUACAUACAGAGAUCUAUAUAUAUUUUUGAUUUGUUUGUUGUUCUACAAAAUUAUAAAGAUUUAUUGUGUAUACCAACAACAACCAAACAUCUACUAACUUAUGUACGUGUUCGUAUUGUAAAAAAAAGCAUUACGGAAUAAACUGUAUUUAUGUAAUGUAGCUCUCUUCACGUUGUAAAAGUACUCUGUAAAUUGUAAAUAUUGCCACAAACCUCCUUGAUGUAAAUAAAAAAGAGGGAACUAACGUGUAAAGUGUGAAACCUAUCACGAUUUUGAAAAACUCUUCACAAUAAGAACCGAUAAUUAUUAUUAGUGUAAAACGUACGUACGUAUUGUUAGCAAGUACUCAAAUCUUAUGCAAUUUGAUGAUAGCCGUGUUGUUGUAUGUAUCACAAUACCCAUACAUAAAUAUAUACCUCUUACCAUUUAAUAUGUAAUAAUACUAAUACUACUACUUGCUAGCUUAGGAGAAUAUGCAAAGAAUAUGCAAAAGAAUACAUAAAACUGCAGUUGGCAGGAAGUUACCGAUACUACAUUACGAGUAAAGACUUUUAUUCCAUUUUUCUGCUGAUGUUAUAUAACAAUGUAUAUAUACAUAAAGGACGAGGGAGAUGAAAAUCUUAUGGAAAAUACAAAUAUGAAACGACGACUUCAAUUUCAAUCAUAGGUUAAUAAAAACAAUUCAAACGUUAAGUUUACUGUUUAUCAGACACUCCACAAUCACUAUGCAGCAUAUGUAGAUGGAGAGAAAGUACUUGUUGACGUAUCCGUUGUUUUUCAUUGUUCGUCAUUGUUGUGAUCUGAAUUUAUAAAAUGAUGAUGAUAUGAGUCUAUAUAUUUAGAUUAGUAUAUUUAACUUAUCGUGAAAUAAGAUGGAUUUCGUACAAAUAUAUUUAUUGUUUUAUCAACCGCAUGUGUUUGUAUACUACCACAAUGAGUUUCUGAACAAAUAAACGUGCGUUUUCAAAUACAUGACGCUGAUGAUUAAAUUUAA
Messenger RNA from Folsomia candida, 9357 nucleotides. Its product is annotated as RIMS-binding protein 2-like. Gene Ontology annotation, molecular function: protein binding. The coding region runs from base 1446 to 5711 and encodes 1421 amino acids. The transcript has 26 exons. Lineage: Eukaryota; Metazoa; Arthropoda; Collembola; Entomobryomorpha; Isotomidae. Gene Ontology annotation, biological process: neuromuscular synaptic transmission. The record is from RefSeq and is a predicted model, not a curated record.